GUUGACCAUUUGAGAAAGCAUGUAAAUUACUUAAACAUUUUGCUCAAAUUUUUUUAAUGAAGUCCCAAUAAUUUUCCCUUUCAAAUAUCAUUGCUUUGCAUCCAAAAUCAGAUAGAAUGACUCAAAAAAACACCACCUUUAUUCAUAUGUUCUUGGUAGUAUUAACAACCCUAGAAAUAUUGGUUUCCCCAAUUAUAGCUUCAUCAUUUGAUCAUAGAUACAAUGUAGGAGAUGAUGUCCCUUUAUUUGUCAACAUUAUUGGUCCCUUAAACAAUCCCAGUGAAACGUAUCAAUACUAUGAUUUGCCAUUCUGCCAUCCAGAUCAAGUGAUCCCAAAGAAGGAAACUUUAGGGGAGGUUUUUAAUGGAGAUAGGAUGACCAAUACCUUAUACAACUUGAAGUUCCGCAAAAAUAAAGUUGACCAAGUUCUUUGUGAUAAGAAGCUUACGCGAGACGACAUAACGAAAUUAAAAAAUGCUAUUGAUAAUGAUUAUUACUUCCAGAUGUAUUACGAUGAGCUUCCAUUAUGGGGAUUUAUUGGAAAAGUGGAAGAUGAGAGCUUUACAGGUGAUGGGUUGGGACCCACAUAUAUCUUGUUCAAACACGUUCAGUUUGAUGCUCUUUACAACAGUGACCAAAUCAUUGAAAUACGUGCUUUUAGUGACCCAAAUUAUGUUGUGGAUAUCAGUGACAAAACUGAAGUAGAUAUUACGUUCACAUAUUCUAUAUACUGGAAUGCAACUUCAAGCGAGUACAAGAACAGAAUGAACAAGUAUUCGAGAGCUUCAUUGUUGCCUACACAACGACAUAUGCAUUGGUUUUCUUUCAUUAAUAGUGUGGUCAUCAUCGUGCUCCUAACAGGGCUGCUUAUAAUGCUUUUUAUGCGUCAUCUAAAGAAUGAUUUGAAAAGAUAUUCUAGUGUAGAUGAAGAACAAGAUAAGGAAGUGGGUUGGAAGUAUGUUCAUGGUGAUGUAUUCAGAUGUCCUCCACGAAUGGCAUUGUUUUGUGCUGUUUUAGGCACUGGCACACAACUAUUGACCAUCAUUUGCUUGUUAUUUGUUUUGGCAUUUUUUGGGAUCAUAUAUCCUUACAGCCGGGGAACUAUAUCGACUUCUAUAGUUUUGUUUUUCAUUCUUACUGCCCCGGUGGCUGGAUACAGUGCUGCUUCAUUUUUCGGUCAGUUUUCCGAGACUGGAUGGGAAAAAUGUGUUCUUUUAUCCGGGAUUAUAUACAUUGGACCACUUUCUGCUAUCAUGCUGCUUCUUAAUACAGUUUCCAUAUCAUUUGGGUCUACUACAGCAUUUCCUUUUGGCACCAUAGUGGUGAUAUUACUUGCGUAUACUUUAAUUGCAAUUCCACUGCUUGCAUUUGGCGGGAUAAUGGGGUUUCGUUUUAGGUCAAAGUUUCAAGCACCUACGGCUACAAAAAUAUCUCCAAGGGAGAUUCCUUGGUUGAAUUGGUACGGAAGGACUCCUGGCCAAAUGUUAAUCUCGGGUCUUUUACCAUUUAGUGCAAUUGUUCUUGAGUUGCAUAAUGUGUAUGCAACAAUAUGGAGCUAUAAAAUCUUCACUACACCAAGUAUUUUGUUUUUGACCUUUGUCCUUCUUGUCAUACUUACCUCGCUUUUAAGUGUUGGUUUGACUUACAUCCAGCUGACAGUUGAAGAUCAUCAAUGGUGGUGGAGAUCUGUUUGGCGUGGGGGUUCAGUGGCUAUCUUUAUGUUCUUGUAUUGUAUCUACUAUUUUUCAAGGUCAAAUAUGAAUGGGUUCAUGCAGUCGGCAUUCUUUUUCUGCUACAACUUUCUAUUUUGCUAUGCAUUCUUCCUGAUGCUUGCCACAAUAAGUUUCCGUUCAUCAUGGAUCUUCAUGCAACAUAUAUACAACGCUGUGAAAAGUGAAUGAACUUUCGCCAUUGUCCCAAAAUAACGUCCUUAACUCCUUAUAUUAACCAUAUGAACUGGUGGGAUUUUUUAUUAUCCCUUGAAAUUUUGUAAAAGAUACGCAUUAAAUUUGAUGUGUAUGCAAGUGGCCUGAGGUUUGGGUUGAUUUAUGUUUCCCUGUAGGCUGUUUCAUCAUUUCAUUGAUGUAAAUCUUUUAUAGUUAUAUACGAGUAGGUUCUCGUUUCAGAA
Molecule: messenger RNA, 2128 nt
Organism: Erigeron canadensis
Lineage: Eukaryota; Viridiplantae; Streptophyta; Magnoliopsida; Asterales; Asteraceae
Product: transmembrane 9 superfamily member 5-like
Exons: 7
Coding region: 117-1901 (594 amino acids)
Biological process (GO): protein localization to membrane
Cellular component (GO): membrane
Source: RefSeq, a predicted model, not a curated record